GUUGGCAAGCCGGCGCCGGCAUUCAAUAAGAUAGCCGUGGUCGAUGGAAAGCUUAAGGGCGAGUGCUUUGACGAAAGACUGCGGAGCAACCUACUGACAUUGUGCACAGAAAUUUCCCUUUCUGCAUACACCGACUCAAAUCACUGGCUCAUCCUUGUAUUCUUCCCAAAGGCCUGGUCAUUCAUCUGUCCCACCGAAAUCAAAGCAUUUUCCGCGCGUCUCGAAGAGUUCAUUUACUCCCGCUCCUGCGCCGUAGUCUUUGCCAGCACCGACAAUGAGCACUGCUUGAAGGCUUGGAAUUCCACCGAUGAAAUGGAGGGAGGUCUUGGUGGCGUACACGUCCCACUAAUCUCUGACUGCAACCGUCAGAUGAGCCGAGACUAUGGAGUUUUGCUCGAAGAAGAAGGUGUUGCGCAGCGUGCCCUGUUCAUCAUUGAUCCAAAGGGUAUAGUGCGAAACAUUACAGUCAACGAUGCAGAUGUUGGCCGUAGCGUGGACGAAGCUCAGCGCGUGCUGGAUGCCUUGGUGUUCAAGGACGAAUUCGGCGAAGGCUGUCCUAUCGAUUGGAAGAAGGGC
Pseudocercospora fijiensis CIRAD86 is the source of this 576-nucleotide messenger RNA. RefSeq lists its product as uncharacterized. The record is from RefSeq and is a predicted model, not a curated record. Gene Ontology annotation, biological process: response to oxidative stress; cellular response to stress; cell redox homeostasis. Gene Ontology annotation, molecular function: thioredoxin peroxidase activity. The annotation marks the transcript as partial. Gene Ontology annotation, cellular component: cytosol. The transcript has a single exon. Lineage: Eukaryota; Fungi; Ascomycota; Dothideomycetes; Mycosphaerellales; Mycosphaerellaceae.